AUGGCACCGACACAGUGGGCGACAUGCAAGCAAUGCAAGAUGUGGUGGUGGAUAUCGCAGAUGGAGUCGCGCGACUACUGGUGCUCCUGCGGCUGCCGAGUUGCUAGGCCCAAACGAGAUAUGACGAUGACGAAGGGCGACGGCAACGCUGGCAAGGGCAAGGGCAAGGGCAAGGAUAAGGACAAAGACAAGCAGUACCGUACUGACGGUGCCACGGGCUCCAACCAAAAGGGCUUCGCGCAGAUAGCCACGGCCUUGCAGACGAUGACGAGCUCCCUGGCCACCCUCCAGUGCGACAACAAAGACGGCAUCGCCAAGCAGCUUACGAGUGUGGCCACAGCACUCCAAGCUGCGGCGAGUUCCCCAGCACAGGUUCCCAAGUCCCGAGCACUACGGUUGGCAGAAGCAGCAAGGAAACUCGAGGAUGCGAACAAAAAGUACAAAUGGGCGUACGAUGCAAAACAGUCGGCCGACGAGAAGGCGAAGAAGGCAACAGAGUGGCUCACGGCCAGUGCCGACGACGUCCUGAACGCGGAGAAGGAAAUAGAGAUGAUCCAGCAGGAGGGCAAGGAGAAGCCGAAGAGCAUCUUCGACCAGCUGCUGAACGCAGACACGGAGAUGAUCCAGCCAUCGGAGAUCGAGAUCGCCGAGGUCGAGGCUCACUUCCAGUACGACGAGGACAUGGAUGAAGAAGGAAAGCGGCAAGUGGAAUUAGCGAAGAAGCAAGUCCUGGAGCAUCUACGGCAGACGGCAACGACCUUCAGGGGCCAGCUGAAAGACCACUUGCAGCAGGCGAAAGACAAAGCAGAGCAGGAGCGCGCCACGAUCACCCAGGCCUACAAGAAGCGGAAGGCGGGCUCAGGCGAGCCCGGCGUCAUCCUCGUCGACGGAGCAGGCGCCUUCCUGGAGCAGCGCAGGAAGGCACAACUCAAUGACGUGGAAUACGAGCUGCAGAAAUCUGGGUUCUCAGCAGUUUUCACGGAAGCCAGGCAGAGCGAGAAGAGCAUGAAGGGGCACCACGGUGGCACAGCUGUCAUCACCAAGGGCCACCUGAAGGCUACCUCUUUACGCCACAAGGCACGGGCAGACACGACCUCGAGUGUGACUACUCACCAAGGGCCGUGCGACAUGGAUAUGAUCGACUGGACGCCAGUCACGCUCCACUUGAAGGGCACAUCGCUGCUCAUCAUCUCCCUCUACUUGGACCCGGACGCCUCCCUCGUCGACGGGGUAAACGCCAAGAAGUUGACCUCGCUCGCGGCAUUCCUGCAUACUACCUCCGUGCCGUGGAUCAUCUGCGGCGACUAUAAUUGCGAGUUCGACGCACUCGAGAAGACAGGGUGGCCGACGGCACUGGGCGCGACGGGUGUGGUCCAAUUGCCAGGGGGCCAGAACAUGUCCUUCUCAGGUGACGAGAUCCCCUCGAACAUAGGCUUCGCCCUGGUCAACCCUGGUGGCCAGAGACUUGUUCGAGGUAUACGCGCUGUUCACGAUGUACCUGGGAAACCACAUGUGGGGCUGGUUAUUACAAUGCAGGCAGCGGCGCAGGUGAACGAAUGCAGAAGAUUAUGUAUGCCGAAAGCAUCUCCCCACCCCAAGUCGACGAAGAAGGCCGACCCCAACAGCAAAGCAGCAAAUAAUAAGAAGAAGAAAGCAGCGCUACCAGUCCUGGACGAAUCUGACAACCUCUCCGAUGACGAGACCGCCGAGACCGACACGGCGAGAUGGGAAACCCUUGGACCAGACGGUUGUAAGAGAAACCAGACUGAGGCGAUCGCUGACGUCGAGACCAGCGGACCCGUCCCAAGACGAGUCGUCACACAAAUGGACAGCGAGGACAUAGACCCCCUCGUCGACCUGGAUGCGAACCUUCUCAACGCGGACAGCAACAUUCUCAUGCCCGAAGAUGGCGAAGGGGCCUGGGACACACCAGAGGCGAAGGAUACUACUCAAAAGGCGGAGAGCACGGAUGAGACCAUGCACGACCCAAAUGCAGCCACGACCACAUCGUCGGACCUGUCGAAGGAAACCCACAGGACUUCCUCACAGACGAUGCAGCAGCGGAUCGCGGACAAAGCAGCAGGGGUGAACACCACAAUCAUGGGCGAUACUUGGGAGGUGGCAGCGCAACUGCAAGCCUUGGAGUCGACUGACACAGACCCCGGGUACACAACGCAGAACGCAGCAUACAAGACCGACCUGAACGGCGCUGAACGGCUAGGGCGGCAACACCACCAGUUCAUCGGCACACUGGAGAAAUUCUAUUGCAAGGCUUACAAAGUGGAUUGGGCAGGCAGAGCAGUAUUUUGCGGGCGUGGGCACCCAUGCUAUUACAAGUCAGUGCCGCUGACUGGUGGAACAGACUGGUGGAACAGGGCCGACAUAGUGCAGAGCACCCUGUGGAAGCAGAAGCACGACCAGAAGGUGAACCACGGCUCCGCGCGUCUCCGCAAGACGCGCGCGGAGGCCCGCUCCUACCUGCUGAGGCCGCAGCUCGCCAAGUCGGCAUACCACGGCUCCGCACGCCUCCGCAAGAUGCGCGCGGAGAAAGGGCGGCCUCAGGGCGCGGCCCUUGUCGACGGCUCCGAGCGCCUCCGCCAGACGCGCUCGGCGCUGGGGUCGAUCAAGGACACCCUGCAGAGGACGCAGGCCGUCCAGCUCUCCCGCUCGCAGAAGCGCAGCUUCCCCGGCAACAUUCACAGGUACAAGACCAAGGGUGGCCGGCCCGAGUUCCACAACGUCGACAGGAACCGGCACGGCAGGAUCUUCGAGCCGUGGCACAAUUUCGAGAUCAUCAUAUCCGCUUCGAAGAACAACUGCUGGAUCACCGUCCUUAAUAAGGGCUGGCGCUACCGGACGGUGUUCUGGUCCAACGCCGGCAACGUCGGCUACAGACAGGCCAUGAAGAAGACGGAGCAGGCGACGCAGGCCAUCGCCCUCAACGUGGCGCGGAAGCUGAAGAGACUGGGGGUCACGUGUGCCGAGGUCACCUUCCGCAAGCUGAUGAAGGUGGAGACGUGCCUGCAGGCGUUCCAGAGCGUCGGCCUGCAGAUCACCCGGCUCACCCACCAGCCUCGGCUGCCGCAGGGCGACCCCGCCAAGCCGAGAAAGCAGCGCCGCGUCUGA
Messenger RNA from Prorocentrum cordatum, 3126 nucleotides. NCBI's taxonomy places the organism in Eukaryota, Dinophyceae, Prorocentrales, Prorocentraceae. The record is from the annotation of a GenBank genome assembly.